GUAUCAUGUCCGUUUGUUUGGGUUGAGCGGAGCGCCGCUACUUCGCUUCAUACAGUGCUGCCUGUAGCGUGUGCGAGCCGUAAUGGCGUCUGUAGUGAGCGACACUGCAGAGGCUCUGGAUCUGUGUCCACUGCAUCACCUGUACCUGAAGCCCAUCUCCAGGCUGACCGUCAGCGUGGCUCUGCCGCACCUCAAGCUGCCCGGCAAGUCCAUCUCCAACUGGGAGGUGAUGGAGCGUCUGAAGUCCAUGGUGCAGCCGGAGCAGUUCUCCGCCCUGCGCAUCUCCAAGAGCACCAUGGACUUCAUCCGCUUCGAGGGAGAGGUGGAGACCCGCAGCGCCGUCAAACGCAUCCUCAGCCGGCUGGAGGGAAAGAGCAUCAAGCUCAGCGGAUUCACAGACACGCUCAAGGUGCGGACAGCAGAGAAUAAAGUGGACUUCCCGACACGCCACGACUGGGACUCGUUCUUCCGGGACGCAAAGGACAUGAAUGAGACUGUGCCGGGUGAGCGUCCGGAUACGGUGCGUCUAGAGGGUCUGCCCUGUAAAUGGUUUGCGCAAAAAGACGGGUCGCCGGACAGGCCGUCGGAGGCCGUGCUGAAAGCUGUGUUCGAGAGAUUCGGACAGAUCCGGAACGUGGACAUCCCCAUGCUGGACCCAUACCGAGAGGACAUGAGCGGGAACCACUUCAGCACCUUCUCCUUUGGUGGACACCUGAACUUUGAGGCGUUCGUGCAGUACGUGGACCACACCGGCUUCCUGAAGGCCAUGGAGGCGCUGCGAGGCAUGAAGCUGCUGUUCAGGGGGGAUGAUGGGAAGGCGGUGGCCUGCAGCAUAAAGGUGACAUUUGACACGACGAAACACCUGAGCGAAUCGUCCCUAAAGAAGCGACAGCAAGAGCGACAGAAGUUACAGGAGCUGGAGAAACAACGAGAAGAGCAGAAACGCAGGGAGAAGGAGGACGAGGAGCGACGCAAGGAGGAGGAGAGAAAGCAGCGCGAGCAGGAGGAGCAGGAGAAGGAGCGGCGGCGGGAGGAGAAGCUCCGCAGGAGAGAGCAGAAGCUGAAGGAGAAAGAGGAGAAGAAGAACCAGAAGAAGCUGAAGAAGCAGCAGGAGGAGGAGCAGAAGAAGAUGAAGAAGCAGCAGGAGGAGGAGCAGAAGAAGCUGCAGCUCAAGAUCCAGAUGGAGGAGAGAAAACUGCUGCUCGCCCAGAGGAACCUGCAAUCCAUACGGCUACUGGCGGAGCUGCUGAGCAGAGCCAAGCGUGAGCGUGAACGUGAGCAGCAGGUGGAGUGUGUGCGUCUGCAGCAGCUGCAGCAGCGGCGGCGUGAGCAGGAGCAGGAGCUGCGGCGUGUGGAGCAGGAGAAAAGCAAAGCGCUGGAGCUGCAGCGGAAAGAGAGAGAGCUGCGCCAACGCCUGCUCGACAACCUGCUCAAGAACAGCACACACACACAAGGAGACGCUCACACACACGGAGACGCACACUCUCUGAAGGAGGAGCAGCAGCAGAGCAAGACACAGCAGAAGAAGACGAGAGCGGAGCGCAGCCGGAGGAGCCGCAGUCGCACGCACACUCACACACGCAGCCGGCGGCGGCGCAGCACACACAGCCACGGCCAGAGCAGCAGCCGGAGCCGCAGCCGGAGCCGCUCCACCAGCAGAGGCAGACGCAGACACACACACACCACCAGGAAAAACUGACACAAAACACACACACACACAUACAUACUUAAACAACCAUACCACAUUGCCAACACAUACAAACAGACCACAAUGACAACACACACACAUGCAGAAAGAGACACACAACCAGAUCAUAUUGACAACACAGAAUAAAACCUGUUUACUCGA
Molecule: messenger RNA, 1849 nt
Organism: Danio aesculapii
Lineage: Eukaryota; Metazoa; Chordata; Actinopteri; Cypriniformes; Danionidae
Gene: akap17a
Product: A kinase (PRKA) anchor protein 17A
Exons: 6
Coding region: 83-1699 (538 amino acids)
Molecular function (GO): RNA binding
Source: RefSeq, a predicted model, not a curated record